AUGCCAACAUCUGUAAAACUCUCUGUCGAUGGAAUGUCCUGUGAAGGAUGUGCUGGAAGCGUUAAAAACAUUCUCACCAAGUGUCCCGGUGUUGUUACUGUUGAUGAAGUUUCUGUGAAAAACAAGACAGCCACUAUUCAAGUUGAUUCAUCAUUCAGUGUUGAUAAUACUGUUCAAUCUUUGAGUAAGGCCGGAUUUGCUUCCAAACAAUUGUCCGUUUAA
Naegleria lovaniensis is the source of this 222-nucleotide messenger RNA. RefSeq lists its product as uncharacterized. Gene Ontology annotation, molecular function: metal ion binding. Lineage: Eukaryota; Heterolobosea; Eutetramitea; Acrasida; Naegleriidae. The transcript is spliced from 2 exons. Bases 1 to 222 code for a protein of 73 amino acids. The record is from RefSeq and is a predicted model, not a curated record.